GCGACGAGCUUGCUUCUGUCCCGUUCACAAUAGGAUAUUUAUUGUGACCGGCCCACUGACAUUCAAAAGAAACGCUGCAGGUACAGAGAGCUUUUCCUAUAGCGACAGGGACAACAAAUCCCAUUUCACUGUUUGGCUUAAGCCCACCCAAUUCUUCAGCAUCCACCACUAUGAAAUCCACGAACUUGUUCUUGGUUUACUUGAUAUUAAUAAAUUUCUAUUUUACUGCAUUAAGCAAGGAUAUAAGCGACAAUCCACAAGGAAGUGUUUCAGAGGAAGCACCAAGGCAGCGGAGCAGAGGACACAGACGGCCUUUCUACGUUAUUGGACACAUGGUGAAUUCCCUGGAAGAGGUGGACACCUUUAUUGAGAACGGGGCCAACGCUAUCGAGGCUGACAUCGAGUUUGCGGGCGAUGGCACUGUGCAGGGCACGUUCCACGGCGCCCCUUGCGACUGCUUCCGCGGCUGCUUCAAGCGUGAGACCAUCGUGGACUACCUGGAGUACAUUAGAGGCGCAACUGGAUACGACGACUCAAGAUACAAAAACAAGUUGACUCUGCUGCUGCUGGAUUUAAAGACGGCCAAGCUAGGGCAAUCAGCAAAAAAGAAAGCAGGUUUAACUCUGGCGAUGAAUCUCUGGGAACACCUAUGGGAAGGCGUCCAUCCGGAGCAAAUGGUGAACGUCGUGGUUUCUAUCGGAUACGUGAAAGACAAGAACGUCCUCAAAAGCAUUCUAACAUAUUUCAACAAGAAAGGAAGGCGACACGUUUUGGACAAACUAGGUUUCGACGUGGGCAUGAACGACCCACUGGAUAAGAUUGGGCGUAUGUACAAGCAGCUGGGCAUCAAGGGUCAUCGGUGGCAAGGGGACGGUCUUUCCAACUGCCUGCGCUUCCUGGUGCCUGUUGACCGACUGGUAGAGGCGGUCAAGGCCCGUGACAGCCACAAAGGGUACAUGGACAAGGUGUACCACUGGACGGUGGACCUGCCGCACUUCAUCAGGAAAAGCAUCGACCACGGCAUUGACGGGAUCAUCACGAACCGCCCGGACAACGUGCUGUACGUACUCAACAGCGCGCCCUACAAGGAUCAUCUCAUAGUUGCCGACAUCAAUGACAGUCCCUGGGCACGGUACGACGAGGAGAUGCCGAAAAACGAUACGGACUACAGCACAGAAGUCCUUGGCGGGGAGGAGGAAGGAGAAGGCAAACCCUCUUGGUCGAACCUUUCCCACAUUACUUCGUUAUGGACGCACUAGAAGUCGGCGCCGUACUUGUGUUCUCUAUGACGGACUUAGAGUUGGCGUCGUUCACGAGUGUCGUGGGUGCUUUAUUCAGACGCUUAAUGACUCGCUGUGCGACGUCGGCGCGCAUCCCACGACACGAGACAAUAACAAGAGGCCGGCGUUUUGGUUGUGCAACGAGUGUGCAUAGUUAGGUUUGAAUGAAUAUAAAUCAACCUCUGCUACACGCUUAUUAAUCUACAGACCUUUUAAAGCAAAGUCGCCGUUGAAGACACCGUCAUUGUUUGUUUGCUUGUUUGUAUGCUUGUUUGUUUGCUUGUUUGCAUGCUUGUUUGCAUGCUUGUUUGUAUGCUUGUUUGCAUGCUUGUUUGUAUGCAUGUAUGUGUGUUUGUAUGUGUGUUUGUGUAUCUUUGUGUGUUUGUUUGGUUUCCACUGUAGGGUCCGGGUUGAAAUAAUCUAAUAUCUCAAGCCAUCGCCGAAAUCCCCCAUUUGUAGCCAACAUUCCUGAGAAAAAGGGAGCAAGCAACGUUUACAUGCAAAAGUAUCAAAGUUCAUGAGCCGAGGGUGGGAGAUUGCAGAGAACAACCAGUAAGCGCGCCAUGCUUCAUUAACGGCUGCAAACGGAGGACUGUGGCUCAGUUUGUCGCCAGUUUGAUUAGUUCGUCGCCAGAUGGAGACACCCUUAUGGUAUUAAUAGAAGCACCCUUAUUUCACUAAAGCUCUUAAGGAAGGGUGUUUGGCCGAAGUACGAGUGAAAUGAAAGAAAGGCGUCGCUCCCCAGCUCGUAGCAAUUUCAACGGCCUACGUGUCGUUUAUUAGCAUUAGCACAUAAACCGAAUCAAAGGACAAGGAAUUUAUUCAUAAAGAGGUCACGAAAGGAAAUCCUGAAUGUGGAUUUGGAUUCAGGAACUUCACGUGAAAGCCAGACAACCUAUCCCCUGCUCUACACAGAAGCCACGUUUGCAGCGCUACUUGAAAGUGUGGUAUCUAUAUGAACAAAUUGUCUGGAAUCUCAAAUUGCUCCGAUUCAUCAGAAACCUUGCAUAAGAUAGGAACUUCCACAGCAGAAAAUGCAUUCGUUAUGCCUGAAACCUAACAUCCUUAGCAGCAUGGUCAGUUUUCAAUGGUAGCAAGAGAGAGACAAGUCAUAAGGGAAAGGCAGGGAGGUUAACCAGGCUGAGCCCUGUAGCAAACGUGUUAGUAAGUGUCCGAGCACACUUCAUAUAGGGUGUAAAUUUUUUCGUAAGGGUGGUAAUUCUUUAUUUUUUAUUUUCUCGAACAUGCCCUUAUUAAACGAUGUGUUGCGCAAAACGGAUGCUACAUUGGUGCAGUAGCUGGUGAAAAGUUUAUCAAUGCCCUUUUAAAACUCUCUAGGGAGUUAAAGCGUUUGUUGCGUAAUGUAUGCGCGUAUAUAGGAUGUGACCCACUGUGGUGUACUGUUCUUUAACAUGAGUGAACGAUCUCUUGGUGCAUGUUGCGAAAUUGGGUGAUUUGAGAGAAAAGGAGGGAAGGGGACGCCUCGGGGACGGACGAUGAUCUGAGGUAUUACAGUAAUCCCGUUUCCACAAAUACGUGUGACCUUUAGUGAAAGAAAAAAUGACAAUGGAAUGGAAUGACAAGUGGACUUGUCUUUUUCAAGGCGACAUAUGCUUUCCUCAGAACAGUAUAUAUAGGUAGGGUUAUUCUAAAGGGGAGAGUGGGUAAGCCGUAUGGGCUAGGCUGGGCCGAUGGUAUGUGAGCGGCGAGGAUGUAGAACUCAAAAGAAAGGUUUUCUAUUCAACCUCGGUGGAGGACUGUAAGGUAGCGGUGUGUAGCACCCUACCUAUAUAUACUGUGCCGAAAAAUCCAGAUAUAUAUCCUUGAAAAAGACAAGUCCACUAGUCUAAACAUUGACUCUUACUUUUACCUCGUUCUCAUUUUGCUCAUCUUCAAUUUCCAUCUCCCGCCUUCCUCUUGUUUUCCCUUUAGUGAAGUGGUUGAAGUACGAAAGUCCUUCCGAGCAACAACCAUUGAUACAAAUGCGCACACAAAGGCAACGUAUAGUACGAUUUAAUACGUCAUUAUAAUAACCAAGACGUAAUCCAGGAAUUUAAACCGAAGGCCGUCGUAUGUGACGCAAAGCAUAAAUACAUUAUCUUUUUUGCCUAUUUGAAGUAACACAAGGUCGAAGGCGAGAACAAAAAUUUGCUAACACGAGCAGCUUGGCGGGCAGGCAGUCGCUCAUACACUGGCAGCACGAGCCGACACAAGAAAAUUCGCAGAAGUACAGCAACAUUUAAAAAAAAUUACCCAACGUAGUGACAAACCACAGGCGCGUUGAAAAUCGUCACCACGAUCAGUCACAUCCGCAUGUAAGAUCACGCCUUUUGUAAUUGUGGCAGCUACAUUCGAUUUUUUUUUUGUUAUCUUGCUUAGGGGAUGUCGCCUUUUAAUUGGCGCAGGCUACGCCUUUUCGCACAAAGAUAUAAAGAAGAAAUCCCUUAAAAGCAUUCAAACUAAAAGUCAACUCCAAACCACCGCAACAGCAAUUCGAUUUCAUGCAAGAUUACAAUUAGUAAUAGCAUAUACUAACAACAAAUGUCUAACAUUUACGUAAAAGGAACAUCUGAGACUUGUCAUAGACAUUCGAUAAACGUAAACUGAAGUUCAAGGAGCCAAAAUUCAGCAUAACUAAAUUUACUUCCUCACCAUGAUUAAAACUACCAAAGAUGUUUGAUACACUGUCGCAACUGAGAGUCUUCAGUCAAGAGAUUGUGCAACUCGCAAGCAUGUCUUUAUAAAAGCGUUACCUGUCACACUUUUAUAAUAGCGAUGCAUUACAAUAACUACGUUUUCUAUUCAAAAGUGUGUGCAGUGCCUCACAUUCAAGUAACAGAGCAACGGAGCGGAGUAUUGUAUUUUGUUUCUUGAAAUAAAGCAUACAGUGUCGGA
Molecule: messenger RNA, 4175 nt
Organism: Dermacentor albipictus
Lineage: Eukaryota; Metazoa; Arthropoda; Arachnida; Ixodida; Ixodidae
Product: dermonecrotic toxin LspaSicTox-alphaIA1i-like
Biological process (GO): lipid metabolic process
Molecular function (GO): phosphoric diester hydrolase activity
Source: RefSeq, a predicted model, not a curated record